AUGAUUCGCAGCCGGCUAGCUGCUGCGAAGCGCAUCGGAUUCGUCGGCCUCGGCAGCAUGGGCAGCGGCAUGGCUGCCAACCUAGUGGCGAAACUUGCAGCUGGCAAGCCGGAGGGCCAGGCCCUCCUCUUUGAUCGCUCCGGUGUGGCCGUCCAGCGCGUGGUGGCUGAGGCCGCGGCGGUGGCCGAGGCAGCUGUUGACCUGCCCCAAUUGGCGGCGAAGUGCGACAUUGUGUUCCUCUGCCUGCCUGAGGGUGGGGUGGUCCUGGAUGCCGUCCGCACCAUGUCGCCGACUUUGCGUGAAGGGGCUCUGGUGGUCGAUAGCAGCACCACGUCCCCGGCCGUCGCACAGAAGGCAGCGCAGCAGCUGGGUCAGCGAGGUGUUGGCUUCCUUGAUGCGCCCGUCACUGGCGCCCCCGCUCGGGCAGCUGCGGGAACGCUCACAUCCAUGGUGGGUGGCUCCGAGAAGCACCUGGAAGCGGCCCGACCUUUCCUGGGAACCUUUGCUACGAAGAUCCUGCACAUGGGCGAAGUCGGCAACGGUCAGCUUGCGAAGGCUUUGAACAAUUGCCUCUACAACGUCAGCUGCGCGGCCAUGGCCGAAAUGCUCCCUUUCGCCCUGCGCGCGGGGCUGCCGAUGCCGGCCUUCGUGGACGCCGUCACCUCCGGAACAGGGCAGUCCUUCGGUUUCAAUCAAUGGGCCUCUUUGGUCUUGCAGCGUGAGUUCGAGGCGCCAAAGCACGGCUUUCCCAUGGGGGCGGCUUUCAAAGACCUCGAGACGCUGGUAGCGGCGGCCUCUGCGGAAGGCCUUCCGGUACCCCCUGUCGUUGCGGCCACGCUGGCCACGUACCAGCGAGCGCUGGCCAUGGGUCUCGGUGAGGAGCACAAGGGGGCAAUGGUGAAAGUCUGGGAGGCCCAGCUGGGGGUGUGUUGCUCUGGGACAGAGGCCGAGCAGAAGAAAUGA
Messenger RNA from Symbiodinium sp. CCMP2456, 963 nucleotides. The record is from the annotation of a GenBank genome assembly. Lineage: Eukaryota; Dinophyceae; Suessiales; Symbiodiniaceae.